This is a messenger RNA of Anisakis simplex (herring worm), 2553 nucleotides long. Lineage: Eukaryota; Metazoa; Nematoda; Chromadorea; Rhabditida; Anisakidae. The record is from the annotation of a GenBank genome assembly.
GUGGUUACUGUAUUCACUUUACUAUGCGCAGUGAAACUGCCGUUUGCUGAUAUUCAAGACGAUUUCAAUAUUGGAUAUACGCCCGAUGAUGCACGUGCUCUGCGAGAGCUGAAAGUGUACAAGAAUUUCACGAAUGGUGAUCCAGUGAUGUUUUUUGUGCUCAUUAUGGCGAGCGAUGGUGGAAGCAUGUCUAGGAUGGCGCAUCUGAACAAGACCGUUGAAAUUAUCGAUGAAAUCGGCACACAGAUCAGAAUCAAAAAUCAAACCUUCUAUGAUAUUUGUACCAGUUUUUGUAACGCUAAUGAACCCGUCGUACAGUUCAGGAAUGGAUUACUGCUUAAAACACGAGCGAAUGGAGCAACAAACGGGACAUUAUUUGAGGAUGCAAGCAUACGGUAUCCAAUAAUGACAUUCUUUGGUCAUGAAUUCGACUUGAGUCCAAAUUUCCAUGGUGUCGAAACAUAUCCCGAAGGAGAGGAACCGAAUCAUGGCGCGACGAACGUUAAGGAUCUCAAAAUGAUUGCACUCUUGAUACGUGCACAAAAACCAGACAGCUGGACCGAGCAAGACGUCAUCAAUUAUGACAUCGCUUUAAGGAAACGUUACAACGAGGCGACCGAAAAAUCAGUAGUAGUAGCCAACAUCUACUCAUGGUGGUAUUUGCAAGCCGAAAUCACGCGAACGUCAACAGUUGUCUUUCCGUAUCUAGCGUUCGGCAUCACUUCAGUUUUUAUCUUCUCGCUGUUAAGUGUCGCAUACGGCGCGUGGCAUGUAGGACAGAUGUCGCCAUAUAAACUCGUAUUCGCAGUCACCGCUUGUAUAACUCCAAUGAUGGCAACAGCGGUUUGCCUGGGACUACUGCUGUGGUUUGGUGUGCGUUUCGGUUCCAUUCUGCUGAUAGCACCAUUUCUUCAGCUUGCAAUCGGUGUGGACGAUGCAUAUAUCAUGAUCAAUGCUUGGGAACGCGUCUGCUUAGAUCGAAAACGAAAUGCAGUAGAUAACGACACGUUGCGAUCGCGUAUAACUGAGGUAAUGGUUGAGGCAGGUCCAUCCAUAACGGUAACAUCACUGACAAAUAUGCUCGCCUUCGGAGUGGGAGCAGUCUCGUCAACACCCGAUAUCCGGCUAUUCUGCACUGCAAACGUCUUGUCAAUGUUUUUGACUCUCGUAUUCACCGUCACAUUUUUUAUGGCUGCUUUAGUGAUUGGUGCUAAAUAUGAAAUGCGAUCGCAACAAAAUCAAACAAAGCCUUGCAAGACAAAUACAAAUACCUCAGAAAUAUUAAACGAAUAUUGCAAAUGGCUAUCCAAUGGUAAAGCGUCAGUGCUCAUUUUGUUGAUGAUGUGUGUCUAUUGGGGAAUAUCAAUUUAUGGCCUGACUACUUUAUCACCGACAGUACGUCCCAUGAAACUGCUCAUUGAUGGAUCACCAAUUGAAAAGGCUGUAGAAGCUACCUUUCCAAACAACAGUUUUGUUUUUCAGCUGUUACAAUUACGAUAUGACUACAUUCUGAAGGGAUACACAUUCGUGACGAUUAUAGUUGACGACGCUGGAAACCUGACAGAUCCGAGUCGUCGGGAACGCAUCUAUUCGAUGGUGGAACAGUUCGAGCAGCUACCUGAAUGUAACGGUGCACGAUUCAGUCAUUUUUGGAUGAGGGAUUAUGACAAUUUCAUGUCGAACACUGGCGAUGUCGAAAUUGAAGAAGAAAUACCCGAAGGCGAUACAGAUCUGAUCGCGGAGCAAGCACCGUACACUACGACGUCAAUAAGGAAUUUUUUGAAGUGGCCGGAAUAUCAGUUCUGGGCUGCAUUCAUGAAAUUCGACAAUACAACGGAUAGGAUCAAGAAUUUUUUCGUGACAGUGCCAUAUCAUGGCGAAAAUUUGGACGAUUUCAAAGAGAAACUCCGUAUGUUAAAAGCUUGGCGUGCGAUCGCUGAUAACUACUCAGAUCUGUCUGCGUCUGUCUACGAAGAUGAUUCUCAGUUCACCGAUCAAAUUGAAACCCUCCUCCCUCGCACCCUUAAAAGUACUGCCUACUCGUUUGCGUGUAUGUUUCUAGUGUGUGCCCUGUUUAUGCCCGAUAUCCGUACUGUGUUUGCUGCAUCCGUUUCUAUUUUAUCGAUAUUUGUCGGUGUCGCUGGAUUCUUGAAGCUAUGGAAUAUUGAAUUGGAUCCCAUUUCAAUGACAACAGUAAUUUUGUCGAUUGGCAUGUCGGUUGACUAUCCAGCACACAUCACAUACCACUUUUAUCACGCCUCACAAAAACACCCCUCCGAACCAGGAUACGCUCUGAUGGCGAGAGCACUCUCUGUCAUCGCAUAUCCAUUGCUGCAAUGUUGCAUAUCCAAUUUGCUCAUCGUUUUCUGUUUAGUUCUGGCGGGCACAUACGUUACUGAGGUAAUCGUGAAAACCGUUUCGUUGGUGGUAUUGUUCGGAUCGAUACACGCGCUCGUAGUCAUUCCUGCAUUCCUCUCUGCUUUUUCAUAUGAUCGUUCGAGACGAGUCGUGAAGCCGAUUGAACCUUCAUCCACUCUAUCGGCAAAGCAAUAA